Molecule: messenger RNA, 3852 nt
Organism: Westerdykella ornata
Lineage: Eukaryota; Fungi; Ascomycota; Dothideomycetes; Pleosporales; Sporormiaceae
Product: P-loop containing nucleoside triphosphate hydrolase protein
Exons: 2
Coding region: 1-3852 (1283 amino acids)
Biological process (GO): interstrand cross-link repair; double-strand break repair via synthesis-dependent strand annealing; replication fork reversal
Molecular function (GO): 3'-5' DNA helicase activity; ATP binding; four-way junction helicase activity
Source: RefSeq, a predicted model, not a curated record
AUGGAUGACAGUGAUGAGUAUGGCGAUUUGGACGACUCGGCCUUUAUAGAGGCGGCGACACAGGCGGAGCAGACGGCAUUCCCACCUUCACCACGCCCAGCGAAGCGGCAAAAGAUUAGCCACCAGGGUACUUCCAUUCCGCCAAGACAACACAACAACAGGAACAGUCCGAUACCAGACUCUGAGGAAGAGGACGAUGAUGUUCACUCCACUUUCUCCCCAGAGUCCGAAACAAGUCGAGACAACAGGGAACAUUCUCACAGCCCCCUCAAGAAACAACCCUCUCACAGCCCCUCCAAAUUCAGCAGCCGUUCUCGUUCCAAAUCCAGAGGCAAAGAGAAUGGGACUCCGGGAGCUGAGGAUGGAAUCAGCAAGUACAUUCAAAAGAAACGGGACCGCAUACACAUGCCUACCACGGCGAUAGACCUGACUGAUGUGUUCUACACGCAACCUCCGCAAGAACACUCGCCGCCAUGGAAGCCGAGAGGAGCCAUAUGGCAGAAGCCGACGCUGAAUAUUGGUGUGCAUCGGCCGGGCGUGAAUGAUAGGCCGUCGAAACCGGAGAAGUGGACAGGUCUGGAUACUAUGAAGACCAUGGCUCUCCCUGGGAGGCAGUCUAUCGUGUCGAGGCCGUCGCCUCAGGAGUAUGAUCCGGUCGACGAUCUAGCAGAUCUGCCUUCGGAUGCUUUUGCUUCCUCACCUUCCUCACCACAGAAACAGGACGAUGAUGUUGUCCUCGUAUCCGAGUCCCGUAGGAGACUUGUUGCCCCGCAGACUAAUCUCCGUCAAACCACCUUAUACGGCCAGAUAGCAGGAAAUGUUGACUUUACCCCUUCACAAACCCGUAACCGCUACAACUAUGUCGCUGUUCAGAGGGAAGAGGAGCCGACGCACCAUAAAUUGGAUCUUGAAGCGAUGAAGACAUGGGUCUAUCCAACAAAUCUAGGAGUCCUCCGUGAUUACCAGUUCAAUAUUGUUGCCAGGGGACUCUACCACAACACUCUUGUUGCGCUACCAACUGGGUUGGGAAAGACGUUCAUUGCGGCUACCAUCAUGCUCAAUUGGUUUCGCUGGACAACAGAAGCCCAGAUUGUCUUUGUUGCUCCCACGAGGCCACUAGUGGCGCAACAGGUUGACGCGUGCUUCAAGAUUGCUGGAAUCCCCCGGUCGCAAACCACCAUGCUGAUGGGCGGAGUUGCGCCAGGCCUCAGGGCUGAGGAAUGGAAGAGCAAGAGAGUCUUCUUUAUGACUCCCCAAACCAUGCUGCUAGAUCUCAAAUCGGGCAUCGCGGAUCCAAAGAAGAUCGUCCUCCUAGUUGUAGACGAAGCGCACAGAGCUACAGGCUCGUAUGCCUACGUUGAAGUGGCAAACUUCCUACAUCGCUUCAACAAGAGUUUUCGCGUGCUUGCUCUCACGGCCACUCCAGGUUCAGAUGUCGAAUCUGUGCAGAAGGUGAUCGACGGAUUGAAGAUUUCCAGGAUCGAGAUUCGUACUGAAAAGUCUCUCGACCUCAAGGAGUAUGUCCAUCAGCGCAAUGUGGAGAAGAAGAUCUUCAAGAAUAGCGAAGAGAUGGAGAUGUGCAUGGAGUUGUAUUCUGCCGCCCUUUCGAAACCUGUCAAAAUGUUGGCUGCAAAGCAUGCCUUUUGGAGCAGUGACCCGCUGGAUCUGACACCUUAUGGCUGCACCCAGGCUCGGCAGAAGUGGAUGGCAGGGCCGGGAAGGAAUGUAUCAUGGCCGGAGAAGAGCCAGGUUAACAGUGCUUUUGCAAUUCUGGCUUCGAUUUCGCACGGCAUGGAGAUGCUAAAAUACCACUCUAUUGUGCCGUUCUACACCAAGAUGAAGGAGUUUCGCGACGAUGCAAUAAAGAGUAAUUCGAAGAUGAAGAAAGAGAUAGCGAACAGUGAUGAGUUCAAAAAGCUCAUGAACAGGUUGCAACAGUGGACUUCGAGCAGCGAUUUCGUUGGCCAUCCAAAGCUGGAUUAUCUGCAGCAAGUCAUUCUUGAUCAUUUUCUAGAGGCCGGCGAAGGUCGCCAUGCUGAAGGGGCGCCUCCAUCUCAGACUCGUGUCAUGGUCUUCGCACACUGGCGCGAUAGCGCAGAGGAGAUCGUAAGAGUCCUUAAGAAGCAUCAACCCAUGAUUCGACCGCAUGUCUUCGUGGGUCAGGCCAGCGCGAAGAACUCAGAAGGCAUGGCACAGAAGGACCAGUUGGAGAUGAUCAAUAAGUUCCAAUCAGGCGUAUACAACACGCUUGUUGCUACAUCUAUUGGUGAAGAAGGUCUCGACAUCGGCGAAGUCGAUCUGAUUGUCUGCUAUGACUCGAAAGCGUCACCACUUCGUAUGUUGCAGCGCAUGGGCAGAACGGGACGUAAAAGACAGGGCAGAAUUGUCUUAUUGCAAAUGGAGGGUAAAGAAGAGCGGGACUUCGAGAAAGCCAAGGACAGCUACGAAAGGAUGCAGGAGUUGAUAGCCAAUGGCUCACAGUUUACCUUCCACGAGGAACUGUCCAAGCGCAUAGUCCCCGCCCAUAUCCAGCCCGUGGUUGAUAAGCGCGCCGUUGAGAUUCCGCUGGAGAAUUCGCAGUCUGAUUGGGAACCUCUACCUAAGAAGAAGAAUGGGAGAGCGCCAAAACGACCGCCGAAGAAGUUCCAUAUGCCGGACGGUGUAAUUACAGGUUUUGUGAAGGCGAACCGAAUGGAUGAGGAGAUUGCGCCGAAAUCUAGGGGAAAGAAGAAGGCGGAUCCGGUUUAUCCUAGUGAAGAGAUCUACGAGGCCGUGCCGCUGGAGACCGUUCUGCUAGAUGAGAAGGGGAUGAAGGAUCUGGAGCAGAGAUUUCAGACCGUGUACGAUGAUGACGACGCACCAGUUGUGGGUCCUCUCCAGCUGGAUCGAUAUCCUGCACGGCAACGAGUGCUAUCACGGCCAAAACUGUUCCGCAAGCCAGGACGCAUGAGAAAGUCGUUUGUGGAGACCCUGCAACGUAUGCAUGCAAUGGAUGACAGGACACUGGAAUCACUGGUACGACCUGAUGUGCAUCUCUCCGACUUUGAGGACGAGCUGGGACCUAGCGCUGUGAUAUCCGAUACUGCUUCCACUACCGCAGAGGCCAUGGCCGUAGAUGAUGAUAUGUGGGCGUCUGACGAUCCGCCUUCUCAGCCAGUUAGUAAAGCUCCGCCGAAAACGAAGCCCGCAGCGGGUAGGAAGCCGAAAAAGACGACUGCCAGCAAACUGCCGGCAUCCCCAAGAGCACCGGCUCCACGUGGUAGAGCCACGAAAUCAUUGCCUGAGUCGGCAACCCCAACGCGUCGGCAAAGAGGGAAGCCUUCUCGUAAUACGUCUGCAUAUCAAAUAUCUGAGCUGGUGGAAGAGGGCGCGUCUUCUUCGCCGCCACCAACGGACCCCCGUAUGCGUCUUGCCUCUCAGGCCAUUGACCUCGGCUCCCAUGACACUUCGGGGGAGGAGGAUGUUGAAGACACUCAAGCGUACCUAAAUGACUCCUUUCUCCGGAGCUUCAUCGCCGAUGACGAUGAGGAGGUAGAUGCACCUGAGUCCAGUCUACCUAGCCUGAAUUUUGGCCCUGGGAAGGGGACGCAGGCUGUUGUACAAGCCGCCAAGUCGAAGAAGCCGAGGAGAAUGGAGAAGAUAUUCACGAGUGAUCCGACGGAUGUGGAUGUGGUGAUGAGCAGCGACAGUGAAGAUGAGACGCCUGCAAGGGGAAAGAAGAUGAUUGGAUUGAACCAAAGGAUUGGCUACACUGUCGAUUCGGAUGAGGACCAGGAGGAUGAUGGACGAGUUUUGCCCCCAACAAAGAGGGUCAGAAGGGUAAUUGAUGAUGACGAUGACGACGACGAAUGA